CCCAGUCCCUCCCCACCGCCUGGACCCGCUUCCCCAUCCUGGCGCCCCCUUCGCACUCCCGGCAUCUCUCCAUCCCUGCCUCCUGUCUUCUCGCUUCUGGUCUCUGCCGGCGCCUCCUUUCCGACUCCACGUCCCCCUUCCUGCCUCUCCCUUCCUGCCUUUGCCAGACUGGCUGCUCCCUCCCUUCUUCCCUCGCUCCACUCCUCCAUCACUGGCUGCGGACGGAUGGGCAGGGAGGCGCAGCGCCUGUCGGCGUCUGGGCUCAGGAGCUUUGGGAAGGGAGGAGUUAAAGGCACCUUGGGUCCAGGGACUGGGAAAGUAGACGGGAAGGGAGAAUAUGACAUCAAGUUCUGGAGAAGAAAAUGGGCUUGCCCUAGGGUUUUGGGAAUGAAAGAGUUAAGGGCCCUUAAGUAUGGUAGGGGUCAGGUCCUUGGGGCAGAAAGUAUAAUAGAUGAGUGCCAAGAUGCCAGGGAGAGGUUAAGUGUUCUACCAAGGCGCUCAGAGAUGCGGAGUAAAGGGUCAGGGACUUCUAGAUUCUGGAAGGUAAUGAGUUCAAAGGAUUCGGAUCUGGGGAUGCAGGCCUGGGGGGCAGCGUGUGUGUGUGUGUGUGUGUGUUUGUGUGUGUAUCUGUCUGUCGGUUUUGGGGCAGGAAGGCGCACCCAGGCAUCUCAUCCUCCCUGUCUGUUAGAACUGGGGCUGGAAGGCUGUGCCCUUCGUGGGAGAGAAGGAUCCAGCACCCUGCAGUAGGGGGUGCUGCUCAGCUGGGGUAACGCGCACUGGUACGGUGAAGAAUAAGCCAGUCAGAAAGCAGGUCCCAGCGGACUCACCAAUGAGGUGCAUAGGGUGGAGCCCAGUGGCGUCUGGAGGUGGGCCAGGGCUGGGAGGGGUCUCUUUAGGUGUAGGGGGUGUGGCAGAAAGAGCAUCCAAUCUGAAAGCUGGUGUCAGGCAUACAGCCAGUUGAGCAAUUUGGGGUGAAGCCAAAUUUGGCUCCAGUAAAAAGCCGCUUUUGACUGCAUUACGGAAGAUUCGGAGAAUAAAAGAAUCAGAUGCCCUGCUCUCUGACCUGGAGACCACAACCUCUCACAUGCCAAGGUCAGGGGCUCUAAAAGAGCGGCCCCCAGAGCCCCUCACGUCUCCUCUGACACAGAUGGGGUCCGGGGAAUCUUCAGGAGCCUCUGGGGACAAGGAUCAUCUGUACAGCACGGUAUGCAAGCCUCGGUCCCCGAAGCCUGCGGCCCCUGCAGCCCCUCCAUUCUCCUCUUCCUGUGGUGUCUUGGGCACGGGUCUCUGUGAGCUAGACCGGUUGCUUCAGGAACUUAACGCUACUCAGUUCAACAUCACAGAUGAAAUAAUGUCUCAGUUCCCAUCUAGCAAGGAGACUGCAGGAGAGCAGAAGGAGGACCAAUCUGAGGACAAGAAAAGGCCCAGCCUCCCUCCCAGUCCAUCCCCUGUUCUCCCAAAGCCUUCGGCCACCUCAGCCACCCUGGAGCUAGAUAGGCUGAUGGCCUCACUCUCUGACUUCCGUGUCCAGAAUCAUCUUCCGGCCUCUGGGCCAACCCAGCCACCAGUGCCAAGCUCCGUGAAUGAGGGCUCCUCCUCCCCACCAGGGCCCGCUGGCAAAGGCAGCCUAGACACCAUGCUGGGGCUGCUUCAGUCUGACCUCAGCCGCCGAGGCGUUCCCACCCAAGCCAAGGGCCUCUGUGGCUCCUGCAAUAAACCCAUUGCUGGGCAAGUGGUGACGGCGCUCGGCCGUGCUUGGCACCCUGAGCACUUCGUUUGCGGUGGCUGUUCCACAGCCCUGGGAGGCAGCAGCUUCUUCGAGAAGGAUGGAGCUCCCUUCUGUCCCGAGUGCUACUUCGAGCGCUUCUCCCCACGAUGUGGCCUCUGCAAUCAACCCAUCCGACACAAGAUGGUUACUGCCUUGGGCACCCACUGGCACCCGGAGCAUUUCUGCUGCGUCAGUUGCGGGGAGCCCUUCGGAGAUGAGGGUUUCCACGAGCGGGAGGGCCGCCCCUACUGCCGCCGAGACUUCCUGCAGCUCUUCGCCCCGCGCUGCCAGGGCUGCCAAGGCCCCAUUCUGGAUAACUACAUCUCGGCGCUCAGCGCACUCUGGCACCCAGACUGUUUUGUCUGCAGGGAAUGCUUCGCGCCCUUCUCGGGAGGCAGCUUUUUUGAGCACGAGGGCCGUCCGCUGUGCGAGAACCAUUUCCACGCGCGGCGCGGGUCGCUGUGCGCCACGUGUGGCCUCCCGGUGACCGGCCGAUGCGUGUCGGCCCUGGGCCGCCGCUUCCAUCCGGACCACUUCACCUGCACCUUCUGCCUGCGCCCGCUCACCAAGGGCUCCUUCCAGGAGCGCGCGGGCAAGCCCUACUGCCAGCCCUGCUUCCUCAAGCUCUUCGGCUGACCGCCUGCCGGGCUCGCCCCUUUGGGAGAGCGCGGCCCCCCAAACCUCGCCCUUCCCGAAAAGACCGGGCUCUCCAGACCCCAAGGCCUUGCUCUUAGAGCGUGGGGCUCCCCCAGCCCAGCUCCGUGAGGCCCCACCCACUGGAGGGACAGGCCCCGAAGGUACUGUACGUUCUCCAUGGGCGAGUUCAGAAAAAGCCCCGCCGAUCCUAAGGCCACGCGCCCCACGAAGUGGGUCGUACACUGGCAAGCGAUCCCGCGUGAGCCCUUCACUUUAUUCCCAGCCUUGAGGGAGCCCCCCGACUGGAGGAGGGCCCUUGCAAUUCCCACGAAUCCGAGGCCAGGCCAGGAUGUCCCUCUCCCCGCCCCUCACUGCUCAGUGCACUUUUUUCUACCAACAUAAACACACAUUCCACGUCACACAGGU
This is a messenger RNA of Orcinus orca (killer whale), 2830 nucleotides long. It is a transcript of the gene TGFB1I1, whose product is annotated as transforming growth factor beta 1 induced transcript 1. Gene Ontology annotation, molecular function: muscle alpha-actinin binding; actin binding. Gene Ontology annotation, biological process: muscle structure development; actin cytoskeleton organization. Gene Ontology annotation, cellular component: Z disc; stress fiber; adherens junction. The transcript is spliced from 11 exons. The record is from RefSeq and is a predicted model, not a curated record. The coding region runs from base 1085 to 2404 and encodes 439 amino acids. Lineage: Eukaryota; Metazoa; Chordata; Mammalia; Artiodactyla; Delphinidae.